AUGGCCGAAAAUGCCGAAAAUGCCGAAAAUGCCGAAUCUGCUGGUUCAGCCAUUACAGAACACACUCCGGCUGAUGCUACAAGCGUUCCUCCACCCAUCGUGAUACAGACACAUUACCAGGAUGAGACAGAAGGCAAGGUGCCCAGCACGACAGAGGAUCUCUGGGUCAGUUCGGCAGAUGGACGGUAUUCCCGUCCGCCUAUACCACUACGAGUCGGCCCUAUAAAUAAUAUCCAAACAUUUUACGUCCACAGAGACAUUCUCCUUCAGGCUGGGUGGUUUCAAAAGGCUCUUUGCGGGAAUUUCAGGGAAGCAAGCGAUCAAAUCAUUGACUUGCCGGAGGAGGAUCCUGCAGUCUUCCAUUUCUUAGUCGCCUUCUUGUACGAAGGCACCUUUGAGCCUAUCAGACCAGCAGCGAGUGUGCUGGAAGCCGGUGUCGACAAAGGCAAAGCUAUUGAAGUAGCCUCAGAACAAGCGGAAGCUUCAGAUUCGAGCUCGUCAAGCAGUAGUUCCAGCUCAGGGACAUCGAAUUCUUCAUGGCGGCGUCGACGUCGACGACAAGCUAGAGCUACCGAGCUCGACGAGGGCCAGGAUAAGCAACCAGGCCGCCAUCGACCUGGAUGUCCUUGCCCUCGGUGCCUCGCAAGGCGUGAUUUCACGAGAUGUUGGCAGUGCGGCGCCAAUCGGUCUCGCGACGUCAACAGCCAUGUGCCUUUACCUUAUGUUCGAGCAGGGCCCAGGCGUGGUAUGCCGCCUCCUGGGGCCAUGAUCCCUCCUGCUGCGAUGGCUACAUUAGCAUCUCUACAAGAACAACCUGAACGCAUCACAGGCGAGGAUCUACGGACGUGGUUCCUGGCAUAUGAGCUCCAUCUCGACGUCUACAUCUGCGCAAACCGUUUCCUCAUGGAUGACUUUCGAAAGACUGUGAUGCGCUCAUGUGUCGAUAUGCUCGAGACGGCAGGCUGGGACGCUGCACAGCCGGAUAUGAUGCAUCUAUGCAGGAAGCUCUAUCACAGCGUUCCAGAAGUGGACGAGCUGCUCAAGAUGGUCAUGGCACGUGUGGGUUUUCUACAGCCACUGCUGUGGAAGCGCUAUCCUGAGGAAACGAGCGAGUUCCUAGUGAGCAAUCCGGAGCUGGCUGCUACUAUCUUGAGAGAGACCGUGAUGAGGCAUUCUCAGCCAAUGGCGGAUCUGCCUUCGAUGGAGGCUACUCAUACUUCGGCCUAUGAGGACGAACUGCAGCAUCUAGGACGACGUCCACCUGCACAUAGCAGACCCAACCGUCACCACUAA
Molecule: messenger RNA, 1293 nt
Organism: Fusarium pseudograminearum CS3096
Lineage: Eukaryota; Fungi; Ascomycota; Sordariomycetes; Hypocreales; Nectriaceae
Exons: 3
Coding region: 1-1293 (430 amino acids)
Molecular function (GO): protein binding
Source: RefSeq, a predicted model, not a curated record